Protopterus annectens (West African lungfish) is the source of this 2364-nucleotide messenger RNA. Its product is annotated as extracellular calcium-sensing receptor-like. The transcript is spliced from 5 exons. Bases 1 to 2364 code for a protein of 787 amino acids. Gene Ontology annotation, biological process: G protein-coupled receptor signaling pathway. Gene Ontology annotation, cellular component: membrane. The record is from RefSeq and is a predicted model, not a curated record. Lineage: Eukaryota; Metazoa; Chordata; Ceratodontiformes; Protopteridae. Gene Ontology annotation, molecular function: G protein-coupled receptor activity.
AUGAUAUUUGCUGUUAAUGAAAUCAACAAAAACCCAUACCUUCUAAAGAAUGCCACCCUUGGAUUUGGGAUUUAUGAUUCCUGUGGGUUGGCUACAAGAGCUAUUCAGGGCACAAUGCAGCUUCUAACUGGUUUAAAUCUACAGAUACCAAAUUAUCACUGUGCAAGGAAGCCAGUUGCAGCCAUAAUAGGUGAUGCUGCAUCAAGGAUUUCCAUUCCUGUAGCCCAGUUAGUGGGACUUUAUGGGCAGCCUCAGAUUAGUUAUGGUUCAACAGCGGCACUCCUGAGCAACAAGAAGCAGUUCCCUUCAUUUCUCCGCACUGCUCCUAGUGACAAAUUCCAAUCUAUUGGCUUAGCCCAUCUGAUGAUAUAUUUUGGCUGGACCUGGGUUGGAAUCCUGGCAGAGGAAAGUGACUAUGGAGAACAGGGCAGUCAAACAGUUAAAGAAGAACUCCUUAAGUCUGAAGCCUGCAUUGCAUUUUUUGAAUCAAUUCCUGUGGCUUACAGUGAAAGAAAGAUCCAGAGAAUCACUGAUGUUAUCAAGGGAUCAUCUGCAAAUGUCAUUCUGGCCUUUUCAAAUGAAGUAGGUCUGAAUCCUGUUUUGGAAGUUAUAUCCAAGCAUGACAUUACUAACAAAAUUUGGCUUGCUUCAGAUGGCUGGUUUUACUCUCCCAUCUUUUCCAAUAAUAAUAUUAUUAAAACAUUAAAUGGCACCAUUGGAUUUGCAUACCAGAAAGGUGAAAUGCCUAACUUUAAAGAACAUCUUCUAAAUGUUAAUCCUUUUAAAACUCCAAAUGACAUAUUUGUGAAUGAGUUUUGGGAGGCAGCUUUUAGUUGUAAAUUCUGGCAACAUAAUUUGAGUUUGCUUGCGAGCAACACAGUAAAUGAAGAAACCUUGUCUUGUUCUGGGAGUGAAAACCUAAAAGAACUGAGUAACCCCUUCACAGAUGUCUCUUCCCUAACAAUGCCAUACAAAGUUUACCAAGCAGUAUUUGCAGCUGCACAGGCUUUGCAUGACAUGUGUUCAUGUUCUCCAGGUUAUGGCUUCAUACACAAUGGAUCAUGCCAUGGCAUGUGUCACUUUGAACCCUGGCAGCUGUUGACAUACAUGAAGAAAGUACACUUCAGAGACAAAACUGGAGAUGAAAUAUUCUUUGACAUGAAUGGUGACCCUCCAGCUGUUUAUGAUAUUCUGAACUGGCAAGUUAGUGACAGCGGGUUAUCAAGGUAUGUUGAAGUUGGACGAUAUAACACCAGCGCCAGCCCUGACUUGGUUAUCGAUGAACAUCAGAUCAAAUGGAACGGAGGUCACACCCAGGUCCCACAGUCUGUGUGCAGUGAGAGUUGCCAUCCAGGAUACAGAUGUUCUAAUCUUCAAGGUCAGCCCAAAUGUUGCUACACCUGCAUUUUAUGUCCAAACGGAGAAAUUACCAACCAGAGUAAUUCCAAUAGUUGUUGGACAUGCCAGGAAGAUUAUUGGUCCAAUCCUGCUAGAAAUCAAUGUCUUCAAAGAUCUGUGGAAUAUCUAUCCUUUGACAGACCCCUGGGUAGCACCUUGACAUCUCUAUCGAUUAUCUGCACACUGAUUCCUGUGAUGGUGUUAACCAUCUUUAUGGGACACAGAGACACUCCAGUUGUAAAGGCCAACAACCGGAACAUCAGUUAUCUUCUACUGUUUGCACUGUCUCUCUGUUUCCUUUGUUCUUUGAUUUUCAUAGGUCAUCCAGUGAGACUUACAUGCCUGCUGCGACAAACUACCUUUGGUAUAGUCUUUUCUCUCUGCAUAUCUUGUGUGCUGGCAAAAACUAUUAUUGUUGUGAUAGCCUUCAAUGCGACAAAACCAAAUAGUAGCUUAAAAAAAUGGGUUGGACCUGUUCUGCCCAACAGUAUUAUAUUUAUAUGCACCAUGUUUCAGGUUAUUCUGUGUAUACUCUGGUUAACUAUUUCUCCUCCCUUCCCAGUAAAGAACAGAAAUGUACAACAUGAUAAAAUUAUUAUUGAAUGUGAUGAGGGAUCUGGUAUUGCCUUUUGGUGUUUGUUGGGGUACAUGGGUCUUUUAGCCAGUGUCAGUUUUGUUGUUGCAUUCCUGGCUAGAAAACUACCAGAUACUUUUAAUGAGGCUCAGUUUAUCACAUUCAGCAUGUUGAUAUUUGUCAGUGUGUGGCUUUCCUUUAUCCCAGCAUACCUGAGCACCAAAGGAAAGUACACAGUUGCAGUGGAAAUCUUUGCAAUCUUGUCUUCUAGUGCUGGGCUGUUCUCUUGUUUAUUUUUACCUAAAUGUUACAUUAUUCUGUUGAGACCUGAGAUGAAUACCAGAGAAUAUCUCAUGGGAAAAGAAAAUGUUAACAUUAAGCAAAGCAGAUAA